AGCUCUCGAAACUGACCGAAAUCGAGAACUCGAUGGCAAUAUUCUGUGUGGCAACUUAUGGAGAGGGAGAUCCCACUGAUAACGCACAAGAGUUUUAUGAAUGGCUACAAAACGGUGGUUCAGACCUAACGGGAUUGCGAUACUCAGUGUUUGCGUUGGGAAAUAAGACAUACGAACACUACAACAAAAUGGGCAUUUAUUUGGACGGAAAGCUAGAAGAGUUGGGCGCCACUCGUGUCUAUGAGUUAGGACUUGGAGACGAUGACGCGAAUAUUGAAGAAGAUUUUAUUACAUGGAAAGAGAAGUUCUGGACUUCUGUUUGCGAACAGUUUGAUCUGCAGACCGGCGAAGAAGUCAGUUCACGACAAUACGAACUCAUCACUUAUGAUGAGAUCGCGGACGAGAAGAUAUUUCACGGAGAAGUCGCUCGACUUAACUCUUAUGUCAAUCAGAAAGCACCCUUUGACACAAAGAAUCCGUUUUUGUCGCCCGUUUUGGUUAACAGAAACCUUUAUAACAGCGAUCGCUCGUGUCUUCACAUCGAGUUAGGACUAAAGGAC
Molecule: messenger RNA, 560 nt
Organism: Medioppia subpectinata
Lineage: Eukaryota; Metazoa; Arthropoda; Arachnida; Sarcoptiformes; Oppiidae
Source: the annotation of a GenBank genome assembly